Molecule: messenger RNA, 1168 nt
Organism: Harpegnathos saltator (Jerdon's jumping ant)
Lineage: Eukaryota; Metazoa; Arthropoda; Insecta; Hymenoptera; Formicidae
Gene: Ak2
Product: Adenylate kinase 2
Exons: 4
Coding region: 159-902 (247 amino acids)
Biological process (GO): ADP biosynthetic process
Molecular function (GO): ATP binding; AMP kinase activity
Source: RefSeq, a predicted model, not a curated record
CUCUCAAGUUUCUCUCUGAUAUAAGUGAGUGUCCAUCCCCUGUAUGAGGUUCUCUAGACGAGCUUACUGGAAAAGUGAAAACCACAGCGAAACAGUUAUUUCCACAGAAAAGUAAAAGUGCUUUUUGUUUCGAUUUGUUUUGAAAAGACACGUCGAAUAUGUCGCCGCGGCUGGAAACAGUGCCGCAGGAGAAGCUCGAGAAACCGAUAAAAGGAGUCAAUGCUGUGCUCCUGGGACCGCCUGGUAGCGGCAAAGGCACUCAGGCUCCACUGUUUAAAGACAGAUACUGUGUGUGUCACUUGUCUACAGGUGACAUGCUCAGAGCUGAAAUUCAGUCUGGCUCUUCCCUUGGUGCUGAAAUCAAAAAGGUAAUGGAUGAGGGCAAAUUGGUUCAUGAUGACCUAGUAGUCAACAUGAUCGAGAACAAUUUAGAAAAACCAGAGUGUAAACAAGGCUUCUUGCUCGAUGGCUUUCCAAGGAACGUCACUCAAGCGCAGAAACUUGACAACAUGCUUAGUAAGAGGAAAGCAAAACUCGACGCAGUGGUAGAGUUCGGCAUUGACGACAAUAUGUUGAUUAAAAGAAUCACUGGCAGGCUGAUACAUCCCGCCAGUGGCAGAUCCUACCACGAGGAAUUUGCGCCGCCCAAAGUCCAUAUGAAAGACGAUAUCACCGGAGAACCUUUGAUCAAGAGGUCUGACGACAAUGCGGAGGCUUUGAAGAAACGCCUAGUAACAUAUCACACGCAGACUCAACCGUUGGUCGACUAUUACGCUUUGCAAGGAAUCCAUUACUACGUCAACGCCGCACAAACUACCGAUAAGGUGUUCAAGGACAUUGAUCAGAUCUUCCUGAAAUCCACCAAGCAGCAGAAGAAGAAGAGUUUCUUCAAUUUUUUCUAGGGCAGAAGAAAGAGUAGUAGAAAGAAAAAGAGGGAGAGAGAAAGAGAGAGAAAGAGAGAGGAAGACAAAGAAAACCCUUCCAGAAUAUUGUGUUAACGUUGCGGGAAAUAAAUAUAAAUAAUCGCAAAUGCGUUAGCAUAAGAAUAAUAAUGUUUCGAGCCUCUAAUACGCUGAUUUCUGUCGAGGUCGAUCCCAAUGUAAAUCCCAAUAACACGAACGUCGCGUUUAUGCGCCGCGAACGAUAUAUCAUGUAGCAAUAUGUCAAA